AUGGUCUCAAAAAUCCAUGGGAAUGCAAACGGAUCCCACCACACCGGUGCCAUGUCACCGAUAGCGUCGGAUCAUCCUCCGACUGCGGUAUGGGCACCGCAGUCCAACGCGUCCGAUACCUCCCCUCGCCCCCCAUUAACACACCAGCAAUCCUCUUCGCUCCCAUCCACCCCAUACCAACAUGCGCGCAACAUCCCUUUCACAUCGCGGACGCCGUCCCCCGUCCAUGGAAGCACUUCCCCGCAUUCAACUCACUCCGAAGCAACCCACCUCCCCCCAGCUGCUCGGAAACCCUAUGAUGCCUGUAAAUUCGAGACAGCAAUGACGUAUUCGAGGCGACGAAUGCCCUACAGUCUAGGGACCGAUCUAUUACCGCAAGAAAAUCUUGGCCCCAAGUCUGCUUUGAAGGAAGAUGAGGCGCUCAGACUUUCAGAUGAUAUGAUGGUGUUAUUUGAUCGAUUAAUACCUUCAGCUGAGAGUGAAGUUCGACGCCAGAAGCUGGUAACAAAGCUAGAGAAUCUCUUCAACAAGGAAUGGCCUGGGAAUGAAAUCAAGGUUCACAUCUUUGGCUCGUCGGGCAAUAAACUGUGUUCAAGUGAAUCGGAUGUUGACAUUUGUAUUACCACUAACUUCAAGGAAUUGGAGCAUGUGUGCAUGUUGGCAAGAACGUUGGCUUCACAUGGGAUGGAAAAAGUUGUUUGCGUUUCGCAUGCGAAGGUUCCUAUUGUGAAAAUCUGGGAUCCCGAGCUCAAGCUGUCUUGUGACAUGAAUGUCAACAAUACACUAGCUUUGGAGAACACUCGCAUGAUUCGAACAUAUGUCGACAUCGAUGAACGAGUACGGCCGCUGGCUAUGGUGGUGAAAUACUGGACUAAAAGGCGAAUCCUCAACGAUGCAGCCCUCGGAGGAACGUUGAGUUCGUACACCUGGAUCUGUCUCAUCAUAAACUUCUUGCAAACACGAGACCCUCCGAUUCUGCCGAGCCUCCAAACUCGUCCACAUAAGAAGAAGGUCACAUCUGACGGUGUAGUCUUCUCAUUUGACGAUGAUAUGCAGGCUCUUGCUGGGUUCGGUCGCCGCAACACGCACAACGUGGGGCAGCUUCUGUUCGAAUUUUUUCGAUACUAUGCUCACGAGUUUGACUAUGAGCACAAUGUGAUCUCGGUGCGAGAGGGGGGCCUGAUCAGUAAAGAGGCAAAAGGCUGGCACUUGCAGACGAAUAAUCGACUUUGUGUUGAAGAACCAUUCAACACGAUCCGAAAUCUGGGCAACACUGCCGACGAUACUUCGUUUAAGGGACUGCACAUAGAAAUGAGGAGGGCAUACAAGUGUCUCCUUCAGGCCGACUUGACCCAAUGUUGUGAGGAAUUCGUGUUCCCACCGCAGGAGAAGGGGACUUUCGAACGACCUGCACAAAAACCCCGGCCGAUCAUCACCCAAGCUCCUCCACCGCGUCCUGGUGGUCGUGGAACGGGUCGUGGACCUCGGGGUCCAAAUCAAAACAUUCGGCCUGGAGGCUCAACAGGUUCUCGCAAGAACGCACCCGCCAAAUUUUCCGGGUUUCGGGCCGCUCCUGGCCAGCCAUCUCCCGCAACCACCUCGCCAGAAUUGGCCCUACAGGCUCAGCAGCAAGCUCAAUUCAUGCUGCAUGAUCAGCUAUAUCAGCAGAUACAGGUUCUGCAGGCACAAGAGCAGGAGUUGCGAUUGCAGCUGCAUAACCAAGCCUUGAUUACCGGAAGACCUGCACCAGUCUUCAUCCGCCAGCCGUUUAUUCAAUUUCCUGUGCCCCACCAGCAAGAAUAUUCGGGUGAUGAAAACUCACGAUCGAGAUCAGGGACUGUCGACCACUCCCCCAUCAGCUCCACCUCGUAUGCUCCUACGUAUGCCUCUGUAAGCGCCAUGCAUGGGAGCCCUCCAUCGACAAUGAUCUCUGAUUUGCGCAAUCCCCGGCGGUCUUCGGUUGCACACGGUGAACCGAAGGGGCUCCGGGCCCAUUCACAGCCUGCUCGACCUCAACAUUCUUCGUCGGCAAAUAUAUCUCCUCUGUAUUCGAUACAGACUCUGGUUGCUCCAAUUGACCCUCAUCAACAACCUGAAUCAACAGAAAUAGGAGAUUACAGUGGCAAUGACCUUUUUCUGUCAUGUAACAGUCCAAGCCCUGCUCCACAGUCGGCCUCAGUUGACGAUACCCGACCCUUGGAGUAUUACUACCCGCAGAUUUAUCACCAAGGCCCCAUAUUGCCAGAUCUUUCUAUUUCAACAUGUGCUUCCUUAGGCAGUGACCACCAGGACUGUAUAAAUGGGGAAUUUUCGUCUCAAGACUCAAUAACGCACCCGAAACGCAGUCCCACCGAGUCUCCUUCUCCCCAGGAGAUACUGCCACCCAGCCCACGCUCAAAAUUUGCGGACGUCUUUAAUCGGGGUCCGUUGAUUGUAGAUGGUUCAGUGCGACCACAACGUCGGCGGUCAUAUGCGUCUGACUUGACUGAUCAGUACGUGGCUGCGCACUAUGCAUCGACUUCUGACGAACAGAACGUCCACACCCCUGCCAGCAUGUCUGAUACAUUGUCACAGGGUUUCCAGGAACCUGCGGCUUUCGAGAUAGAUCAGUCGUCGGGAUAUGAAGCCCAGCUUCAUGAUACUGGAAAUCUCGAACUGCAUCGUAAGAUGCGAGGACAGCCGGAACUUCUCUCGAGUCAUUUGCAGCGCCUCAACAUAUCGAAUACAGAGCCCCUAUCGCAAGUACAUCAUAAUCAGUUACCGAAACAGCACCCCGCCAAAGGCAAUGGCAAUUGGAACAACGCAUCAAAUCGAGAAAGGGCCCUGUCCCAGUCGAAACGUCAAACUCCAAUCGAACAGACUGACAGCCGCCAGCAAAGCAAUCAAGCAAAGCGGCGAGGCCACGGCAUGGAUAAUGAGAAGUUCAAUGGCACUGGGCAUAAUCGACCCAAGCCUAAAGGCCGGCACGAUACCCCACUUACAAAGUCAACUCCCCAGGAUGUCGGAGCCACGAAUGGCAUCAAGGACAAUAACGGCCAAAACAACAGCCAUGGGGGUUGGCAAACGAGCAAAAAGAAACAUCGCCGGGUCAACAAGUCGACAGAUAAUACUCACCCUGGUCAGAACGGUGCCAAUGCUCGACCCGGUAACAACAGCGACAGCACCGAAUUCAUGCCCGCCGAUGAGACUCUGCGCAAAGGAGGUUAA
This is a messenger RNA of Penicillium taxi, 3207 nucleotides long. RefSeq lists its product as uncharacterized. Gene Ontology annotation, molecular function: nucleotidyltransferase activity. Gene Ontology annotation, biological process: RNA 3'-end processing. The transcript is spliced from 3 exons. The coding region runs from base 1 to 3207 and encodes 1068 amino acids. NCBI's taxonomy places the organism in Eukaryota, Fungi, Ascomycota, Eurotiomycetes, Eurotiales, Aspergillaceae. The record is from RefSeq and is a predicted model, not a curated record.